Molecule: messenger RNA, 1760 nt
Organism: Fusarium verticillioides 7600
Lineage: Eukaryota; Fungi; Ascomycota; Sordariomycetes; Hypocreales; Nectriaceae
Exons: 2
Coding region: 295-1542 (415 amino acids)
Source: RefSeq, a predicted model, not a curated record
UUGACACCUUGAAAUAAUAUCGCUUGGUACCCAUCAAUCGGGCAAUUGGGCCGUUUGUCGGUUGUCCCCCUCAUGCGCCAUUUUCUCGUUGCAGGGAUAUCACGCGGGUUCCUGGGAUGCGGAUGAUACGAGCUGCAACUUUAGCUACAGCACCGUAGCAGGGGCCUAAAAGUCUAGAGUUCAGUCCGUCACAUCCCAAAUGGAAAAUGAGGAUGACGAUCCUGUCUAGUGUAGCUCACUAGCCAGGAGGCCUUGACCUUGAGCAACCUCAAUUCCGCAGUGUAAACCCCCUGCAUGAUGCAGUAUAUCUGCGACUCUUUCUUUUCCUUCUUUUCUUUUUUGUUCUUCCUGCAUCCGCGCUGCAUCUCCUUCCCCAUCCAUCCAUCCCAUCUCUUCUCAUUCCAUCUGCCCACCAUGCGUUUCACCUCCCUCCUAGUCGCUGCUACCGCGACAUUCACGCAAUGUCUCGCUGCGAGCUAUGGAAGCUAUGGUGAAGUCCCUGCUAUUCGCACAUACUUCAUGGUCGGUGGAGGUUAUGUAGAUGAUGGUGCAGGCGGAGAGAUCUUCCGUGAUCAGAUGUACGUGGAGAGACUGGUCCCUACCAAGGGACCAUACAAGUCUACGCCUCUCGUAUUCAUCCACGGACAGGCCCAAACAGGAACCAAUUUCCUAAAUAAGCCUGACGGAGGCCGUGGUUGGGCGAGCCAGUUCAUCAACCAGGGCUACGAAGUUUAUAUCGUCGAUCAGACCUUCCGAGGACGAUCGGCAUGGGCGCCCCUCGCCGGUGCUACCAAGCCCUCCACAUACUCGGCCCAGAUCAUCGAGCAGCGCUUCACUGCCGUGCAGGAGUUCAACCUGUGGCCCCAGUCUCAGAAGCACACCCAGUGGCCUGGUACCGGCAAGCGAGGAGACCCUGUCUUUGACGCCUUCUAUGCUUCCAACGUCCAGUUCAUCAACAAUGCCACAUACCAGCAGGAGACCGUCCAGGCUGCUGGUGCUGCCCUUCUUGACAAGAUUGGCAAGCCUGUUAUCCUCCUUGGUCACAGCCAAGGUGGUAUGAUGCCCAUUCUUGUCGCUGAUGCCCGCCCCAAGCUCACCAAGGGCCUCAUCCUUCUUGAGCCCUCUGGUCCUCCCUUCCGAGACGCCGUCUUCAGCACCAAGGCCUCUCGCGCCUACGGUCUGACUGACAUUCCCCUCGUCUACAGCCCUGCCGUCACCGACCCUUCCACCGAUCUCGUCCAAGAGGUCCAGCCCAGCCGUGGCGAGGACUUUGUCGAGUGUAUCCUCCAAGCCAAGAAGCCUGCCCCUCGCCGUCUCGUCAACCUUGCCAAGAAGCCCAUCCUCCUCAUCACCUCUGAGGCUUCUUAUCACAUGCCUUACGACUACUGCAUUGCUCGUUACCUCAAGCAGGCAGGUUGCUCCAAGACCAAGCACAUCGAGCUUGGUGAGGUUGGUAUCCACGGCAAUGGACACAUGAUGUUUAUGGAGAAGAACAGUGAUCAGAUCCAGGCUCUUGUCGAGCGCUGGGUGCGAUCAACAUAAUUUGGCUACUCAUUUAGCCCUCGUGUCGCUUCUCACUGAGCAAUCUUUGCUGCCAAAGGGAGCUUCAGUGUUGGGUUCAGCGGCCGUUCAAGACUGGCAGAAUAAUAGAUCAAACAUACUCGUUGUCGAUGACCCAUAUAUAUAGAAUUAAUUAUAACUUUAAUGCCAUACUAAAACUCUCACAAUAAUAAUCGCUAUAAAUGCUGCAAAAGCACAAA